This is a messenger RNA of Sceloporus undulatus (fence lizard), 481 nucleotides long. RefSeq names its product transmembrane protein 262 (gene CATSPERH). The transcript has 3 exons. Bases 1 to 351 code for a protein of 116 amino acids. The record is from RefSeq and is a predicted model, not a curated record. NCBI's taxonomy places the organism in Eukaryota, Metazoa, Chordata, Lepidosauria, Squamata, Phrynosomatidae.
AUGAGAUGGAAGGAUCCCUUCAUAACGGUCACCUUCCCAAACAAAGUCAUCCUGACCAUUGGCUCGCUGGUCCUCUUCCUCAUCCACACGGGCGUCAUCAUCGGCGACAUGUAUCACUUCCUCAUCUCCCAAAGGGGAGACCUCAUGAGCUUCCGUUAUACGCUAGUGCUGUUGUUCUCCCAUGUGACCAGCUUUUACUUGGCCCUUCUGGCAACCAUCUACACCUUACAAGCUGAAGACAACGUCCUGAUGUGCUUCGCUUUGACAUCUUUUACCUUGAACUUUGGCCUGUUCCUUGCCCGCUUCUGCAUGGACUACUUAACCAUUGAGUACAGAGAGGAGCAAUACUGAAUCACAGCCCCAGAGGAGGAGGAGGAAGAAGGGGAGAGAAGGAACGCUGCUGCCCUCCCGACCAGGCCUGGAGGGGUCUUUGUCCAGCCUGUCUCUGCGGGUGAAAGCAAGGCCCAAAGGCCAAGCAAGA